Messenger RNA from Trichoderma virens Gv29-8, 1308 nucleotides. RefSeq lists its product as uncharacterized. The transcript has 5 exons. Gene Ontology annotation, molecular function: DNA-binding transcription factor activity, RNA polymerase II-specific; zinc ion binding. The record is from RefSeq and is a predicted model, not a curated record. The coding region runs from base 1 to 1308 and encodes 435 amino acids. Gene Ontology annotation, biological process: regulation of transcription by RNA polymerase II. Lineage: Eukaryota; Fungi; Ascomycota; Sordariomycetes; Hypocreales; Hypocreaceae.
AUGGCGACCGUAAAGCCUGUGUUACGGCGAAGCCACACGAAAUCAAAGUUGGGCUGCCAAGCUUGUAAGCAGCGACAUGUCAAGUGUGAUGAGUUUCGGCCAACAUGUCACAGAUGUCUCUCUUCAAAGAUUGCAUGCAAGUACCCCGACCAAGCUGAGGACCAAGCUGAGGACCCAGACGAAAAAGCCGCUUCAGCUCUCUGGUGGCCGGUGGACAUUGAAAAAUCCUGUGCACAAUGGAAAGAAUCAGGGGAACCGCCCUUUGGGUGGUUGUCACCGUCCCCGAGCUGGCAUAACAUGCCUAUGAAGGACCUGCGGUACAUCUACAAGAUGGCUCUGGUUGCCAACAUCCUCGAUCUGAGCAAGACAACUAACAUUUGCCUACUAUGGGGUGAGAUGGGCGUGCUUUUCCAACUCGCAACGCAAUACGACUUUGUCGCACAUACCUUGGCUGCUACAUCGGCACAGCGACUUGCAGUAACAACAAAGUCACACGAGGCUUCCGAGGAUGCAUAUCAAUACCGAAAGCUAGCUCUCCAUGGACUGUAUCGAGCAAUGGGGUCCUUUUCCAAAGACAAUGCCGAUGCAAUCUUGGCCGCGUCGCUGGGAUGCUCAUAUAUAAUGUCCGACCAUCGUUCCCUGAUGACCUUGGCCGGAAACAUCUCUACAGUGGCCACCCGGAUGAAGCCUUGGCUCAAACGGUCGGCCUUUCACCGAAUCUUUGCAUACGAACCAAUGUACUACGAAACCGAAGAGCAAGCAGCCGCAUCACCUCCCGAGACAGGAGACGUCGAGCAUCGCUUCGCUCUCGUCAAGAAGCUGCUAGCAGAUGGCAUCGCCUCGGUCAACGGCCUGGCCUUUUGUUUCCAAGGCGACCGCGAUCUAUCAGCUGUGCUUCGACAACUCCGAGACGUCAUGCGACUUGUCUACGAACGGCUCGGCUCCGACAUCUCCGCCGAAGAUCAAUACCGCCUCGUAUACCCCUUCACAGCGUGGUUCGUCAAGAACUCGGCCGCCUCCUACGUCUCCCUCAGCGCAAAAAACCCGUUCCUACUCGUUUUCCUGCUGCACAUGUAUGCAGUUGUUGUCACGCUCACGCUGGCUCUGCCACGCAUCGACGUGCCGCUGUUUGCAAAGUUCCGACUGCGAGCGAUCCUCGAAAUCUGCAACAUUUUGAAACCCGAGCCGGGUUUCCUGUGCCAGCGGUGUAAUGGAUUUCACUCUUAUGAAGAGGUCAUGUCGUUUCCUUUGAGCAGUGUGUCUGUGUAUCAGCAGGUUGGUAGAGAGACGAGUCUUUUAGAAGCAUAG